Molecule: messenger RNA, 282 nt
Organism: Microthlaspi erraticum
Lineage: Eukaryota; Viridiplantae; Streptophyta; Magnoliopsida; Brassicales; Brassicaceae
Source: the annotation of a GenBank genome assembly
AUGUUCCAUGGAUUGCCAAGUGAAGACCCCAUUGACCACCUUGAUGAGUUUGAUAGGCUUUGUGAUUUGACAAAGAUCAAUGGUGUCUCUGAAGAUGCCAUCAAGCUGAGACUCUUUCCUAUGUCUCUAGCUGACAAAGCUCACCAAUGGGAGAAGAGCUUGCCCCAUGGCACAAUCACCACUUGGGAUGAAUGCAAGAAGGCCUUUCUUGCUAAGUUUUUCUCCACCGGUCGCACAGCCAAGCUUAAGGAGAGAUAUCGAGCUUCAUCAGCGAAACAAUGA